This is a messenger RNA of Aspergillus uvarum CBS 121591, 2585 nucleotides long. RefSeq lists its product as uncharacterized. NCBI's taxonomy places the organism in Eukaryota, Fungi, Ascomycota, Eurotiomycetes, Eurotiales, Aspergillaceae. Gene Ontology annotation, molecular function: DNA-binding transcription factor activity, RNA polymerase II-specific; sequence-specific DNA binding; zinc ion binding. The record is from RefSeq and is a predicted model, not a curated record. The coding region runs from base 56 to 2383 and encodes 775 amino acids. The transcript is spliced from 7 exons. Gene Ontology annotation, biological process: DNA-templated transcription; positive regulation of transcription by RNA polymerase II. Gene Ontology annotation, cellular component: nucleus.
CGAGACUGCGAGCUCCUACACAUUAUAAUCAAUAGUUGUACGGCAAUACAUUGCAAUGACCACCGAGGGUAGGACUGAGCGCCGCAAAUUCCGAAGGACUGCCAAUGCGUGCAUCCCAUGUCGGCAGAGCAAAAUCAAAUGCUCUGGAAUUCAGCCAUGUGGAAAUUGCCAACGACGCAUGGUGAACUGUCGAUUUGUGGAUAUUGGUCAUAGGAUAAUCAUCCACCAACCCAGCCAUACCACUCCCUUUGAGAUAAACAGUCCUGCGUUAGGAGCCAAGCGACCCGCAAGUCUUGCUUUUGUUCCAGAUGGUCAUGAAAAUUGCCCUGAUGAGCUGCUCACACCUCCUUCUCUUGUUGCUCAGCAUUUCGAUUCAGCACCAUACACAGGAGCGCAACGACCUGCCGAGUCGUCCAAUCCAACGGUCGACGGCGCGCGCAGCAUCUGGACGAGUCCGUUCACACUCCCCUCAAGAACCAUCAAGAAUACCCAGAGAAACAAACGAAACUGGGUCUGGCUGGCACCCUCAUCAACCUGGUCCUUUACUGCCAGACUCACCCUCCUUCUAGCGGAGAAACUCGAAUUAGACUCUCCCUACAGUGCCCCAAAUUUCUCAGGUGAAGAUAUCUAUGUUCUCCGGUGGAAGUCAUGCCCGCCCGACGAUCCCCCCGACAUCAGCGGGCUGCCAUCAAUCGAUCACGCUCUCUAUCUGUUCAACACCGUAAAAUUCCACCUCGGUCAGAGCUAUCGCUUUCUAGACGAGGCCACAUUCGUCGAGCAUCUCCAGGACUUCUAUCACGGGAACGCAGUCGAAAAAGCGGCCGAGUCGCGUCUGUGGUUUGUACAAUUCCUCCUCGUCUUGUCCUUUGGAAACGCCUUCCUCUCCUCUCGCUGCAAAUGCACCACCGAGCCGCCGGGGUCAAAGUUCUUCAUCCGCGCGAUGGCCUUGAUGCCAGACCACGCCUCCGUCUGGAAGGACAGUCUCAUGGCCAUUGAAGUGCUGGCUCUAGCGGGUCUGUAUCUCUACUCGAUUGAUCACAGGGAGUCGGCCCAUGUCUACCUCGGGCAAGCCAUCCGCAUCGCGCAGCUCGAAGGCCUACACACACAACUUCCCGAGGAGGAGAUCGGACUCCAGACGGUCGAGCGGUGCCGCAACCUGUGGUGGACCCUGUACAUCAUGGACCGACACUUCUCCUGCUCGCUGGGGAUCCCCAUGUUGACGCGCGAUAGCGAUAUCACCACCGUGCUGGAUUCGCCCAGCGCGUGCUCGCAACGUGAUGCAACCCUGUGCUUGCAGGUGCGGUUAUCGCAUCUGCUGUCUUUUAUUCUUACCACGAUUUACAAAACCCAGAAAACGCAACUCGGGACAUUCUUGGAUAAGACCAAGUCAAUCCUGCAGACGCUCGCGGGUCACGCGCGGGAGAUUGAGAAGAUUAUCUACCGGAAAUUUCAGAACUCGAUUGAUACGAUGCCUCGGGGGACGCGGCAUAUUACGCUUCUCUAUCAUCAGGUUCGUGCCUCUCCUCCUCCUCCUCCUCCUCCUCCUAAAAAACGCAGAGGAGUCUGGAGUAUCCAGCGCAAUAGCAAUUGCCCGACUAAUCCCAGUCAAAAGUGCGUAAUGGUCGCCACCCGGCCCCUCCUUCUCUCCGUCCUCAAAGAAAGGCUCGACACCUUGGCCGAAGGCGACGAGGACUGGCAGACAAUCCUCGCGCCGACCAAGACCCUGAUUGCGACGGGAAUCAAAUCCGCAGCCAAGACGCUGCAGAUCCUGUCGGAUGAGGACAGCCCGCUCGAAGUCUUCCUCCCCUACGACCUCGAAUUCACCUACAGCGCCGCCAUCCAUCUCGCCAUGGCGCAAGCCCUCUUCCCCCUCGACCCCAACGAGCACGGCACAAGGGGCAUCCAGAACGCCCACUCUAUUCUAUCGGAGAUGGCGAGCAAGGGCAACCGACUCGCCGAGAACCGUUCCAGGGAGUUAGUCUACCUGGAGGGGUUGUUCACGGAGCUGGCGAAGCGCAUCGAGCGGCGCGGGUUGCUGACGCUCUCGUUGUGGAAUACUCCGCAGCAGCAGCAACAACAACACCAACAGGACUGUGUAAGCGGGAACACAGCCGAAGAGGCCCGGGGCAGGGAGACGUUGUCUACGCUGGAAGCGGGGGGGAAGGAGUCGAGCGAGCCCAUCGUAAUACCAGGGCAUGAAGCGGGCGCGCCGGCUGGCGAGGACCCGUUCUGGUCGUCCCCUUCAGCCCCGACGCCGACUACGAGUAAUCUAGAAUUGUUGGAUAAUAUUGGGAUCUCGUCGUACGAGUUCCUGUCGAUUGUGGAGCAGAUUGGGAGGCAGGAGUAUCAUAGUAUUCUGGAUACGGGGGCGGGGAUGGGGUGACUUUUGGGUGGAAUGGUGUUGGGACUGUGGCGACUAUCUAACUGACUUCAUUGUUUGUGAUACGUGUGGGUCCUUGGAGAUAACCUCUUGUAGAUGUGAAUUGGGCUAUCUAACCACGUUUGUUGUGCUUUCCGAUAGCGAUAUGAGUGGGGUUGGGAUGAGCAGUCCAGGCAGGCUUAUGGCUUAUCCGAGAGCUUUCGGC